GGCUGGGCUGGGGACGCCGGGAAGCACCAGCGGUCCGAGGCUAGGAUCGGCGGUUGUGCUUGCUCUCCACCGCUGGCAUCAUGUCCCGCGUGUCGGUGCCCUGCCAUGUGAAAGGCACCGUGGCGCUGCAAAUGGGCGAUGUGCGGACCUCCCAAGGCCGGCCUGGCGUGCUGGUCAUCGAUGUUACCUUCCCCAGCAUCGCACCCUUCGAGUUGCAGGAGAUUACAUUUAAGAAUUACUAUACAGCCUUUCUGAGUAUCCGUGUUCGCCAGCACACCUCAAUGCACACACAAGCCAAGUGGGUGACCUGUCUGCGGGACUACUGCCUGAUGCCUGACCCACACAGUGAGGAGGGAGCCCAGGCGUAUGUAUCGCUGUUCAAGCACCAGAUGCUGUGUGACAUGGCUAGAGUACUGGAGCUGCGCCUGAUUCUGCGACAGCCAUCGCCACUGUGGCUGUCUUUCACAGUAGAGGAGCUGCAGAUCUACCAGCAGGGACCAAAGAGUCCCUCCAUGACCUUUCCUAAGUGGCUCUCCCACCCAGUGCCUUGUGAGCAGCCUGCUCCCCUCCUUGAGGGUCUCCCAGACCCCAGCAGGGUAUCUUCUGAGGUGCAGCAGAUGUGGGCGCUGACGGAGAUGAUCCGGGCCAGUCACACCUCCACAAGGAUCGGCCGCUUUGAUGUGGAUGGCUGUUAUGACCUGAACUUGCUCUCCUACACUUGAGCCCUGGCUCUUAACCAAGACAUUGACCUUCUGUGCCCACCCAGGCCUGGUUUGGGCCAUCAGAGCCCGAAGUGCUUUCCCUGUGCAUUCCGAUUGUUGCCUGCAUGCCCACUGUGUCUGGGCCACAUUCACAGAGUCAAGAUUCUUCGGGGCUCACUGUGCUGCUUCAGCACGAGCACCUGGUGUGGGGUGGGGUACACUGUGCUCACCUGAUUGCAACCCCAAACUUUUUCCUACCCUAAAAACACCCCAGUUCGACUUACUAAGAAUCCCUGCGUGCCCUGUGCCCCUCCUGCCUACAUACAUACACCUGUCUUCUGCCUGCUCCCUCACCUGAGUGCAGUGUAUUGGGGUGACCUACUAGAACCUGCUCUAUCUAGCCUUGGAAGGCGGCUGCAACCA
Molossus molossus (Pallas's mastiff bat) is the source of this 1124-nucleotide messenger RNA. RefSeq names its product nicolin 1 (gene NICN1). The record is from RefSeq and is a predicted model, not a curated record. The coding region runs from base 81 to 722 and encodes 213 amino acids. The transcript is spliced from 6 exons. Gene Ontology annotation, cellular component: nucleoplasm. Lineage: Eukaryota; Metazoa; Chordata; Mammalia; Chiroptera; Molossidae.